GUGAUGCUGUGCGAGAGUGACAUUGACAAUUAGCGGAAUACUAAAAUACUAAGUCAUCGAAACCGUGACUUUCAAAAAAAUAAGUGAGAAGCAUACUUAGAAUACAGUUAAAAAUGGCGACUUCGGUGAUCAAUACUUAUGCCGGCCCCAGCAUGCCCGAAUGGAUGAGCGCCCCGCAUAGCACGGGCACCUCUAUCAUGGCUUGCGAGUUUGACGGCGGCGUCGUGAUCGGCGCGGACUCGCGUACCACCACCGGCGCUUACAUCGCCAACAGAGUCACGGACAAGCUCACCAAGAUCACGGACCACAUCUACUGCUGCCGCUCUGGCUCCGCGGCCGACACUCAAGCCAUCGCAGACAUUGUUUCUUACCAUCUUAACUUCCAUAAGAUGGAGCUGGGUGAUGCUCCGCUAGUGGAAACUGCAGCAUCUAUUUUCCGAGAGCUUUGUUACAAUUAUCGCGACUCACUUGUUGCUGGGAUCCUGGUCGCUGGCUGGGACAAAAGGAAAGGAGGUCAAAUCUACAGUGUACCAAUAGGUGGUAUGAUGCAACGGCAAGCUGUAUCUAUUGGUGGAUCAGGCUCUACUUAUGUGUACGGUUACGUGGACGCCAACUUCAAACCCAACAUGAAGGAGGAUGAGGCCGUGAAGUUCGUGACCAACACGCUGGCGCUGGCCAUGCUGCGCGACGGCUCCUCCGGCGGCGUGGUGCGGCUGGGCGUCAUCACGGAAGCCGGCGUGAAGCGGUCGGUUAUCCUUGGAGAUCACCUACCCAAGUUCUAUGAGGGCUAAAGUUUUUGUGUCUAUUUUUUACUCAAUAAAUUUGUGAAAUAUU
This is a messenger RNA of Cydia splendana, 834 nucleotides long. RefSeq names its product proteasome subunit beta type-6 (gene Prosbeta1). The transcript has 4 exons. Bases 114 to 791 code for a protein of 225 amino acids. Gene Ontology annotation, cellular component: proteasome core complex. Gene Ontology annotation, molecular function: threonine-type endopeptidase activity. NCBI's taxonomy places the organism in Eukaryota, Metazoa, Arthropoda, Insecta, Lepidoptera, Tortricidae. The record is from RefSeq and is a predicted model, not a curated record.